Molecule: messenger RNA, 1401 nt
Organism: Limulus polyphemus (Atlantic horseshoe crab)
Lineage: Eukaryota; Metazoa; Arthropoda; Merostomata; Xiphosura; Limulidae
Product: nucleoside diphosphate kinase 6-like
Exons: 1
Coding region: 560-1201 (213 amino acids)
Biological process (GO): GTP biosynthetic process; UTP biosynthetic process; CTP biosynthetic process
Molecular function (GO): nucleoside diphosphate kinase activity
Source: RefSeq, a predicted model, not a curated record
UAACUAUAUUUGAAGUAUGUUGGAAAAUUCAAUAAUUUGUGAUAAAAGAUUCUAUUACAAAGUGUAAACACCAUGUUUUAGAUUUCUAUUUUGAAAUAUGAGCAAAAUUCGUUUGUCUCAUUUGAUUUUUCACUCUUUUUUGUGACAUUAAAUAUACGGCAUUCUUUGAAUACAAAAGAGAAGCUAACUUCACUUUCGUGAUGGAAGAAUCUGGUACCAAAUUAUGCUACGGGUGGAUUUGGAAGAAAUAGUAUUUAGCGUUAUCUGGAAACGAAGAAUGGUUGUGUGUUUAUGCACAUCAUGUAUUUGUACAGGAUCCAAUGUUUUUGUAUAAUAUACUGUUAGAUAGUUGUUAUAUCCUUCAUCAUUUAGUUUACUUCAUAUAUAUCCUUUACAUGCAUGAAAAGUGUUGGGUUCUUGUUUGUAACAAUUUAUUAUUAUUUAAAUUAACUUAUUCGUUCUUUUUGUGUUUCAUAAUAUAAAAGCCUCGAUAUGAAAUAGGGAGAAAUAACGGUAUAGAGCUUUAUUUGUUACUGAAGUUUUAGACUACAAAGAAAAUAUGUGGAGAAAAUUUUACAAAUGGACGCCUAUAUAUAGUCCUAUUAAUACCUACCGUAAGUUGUUUUGUUGUCACAUUUGUAAAUCUGAUAGUAUGAAUCCUUUGGAGUUGACACUUGCUAUUUUGAAACCCAGUGUGUGUAAAAUUCCACAAGACGUUCUUGUAAUUAGACAGUUAAUUCUUGACAAUAACUUUUAUUUUGUUAAAUCUAAAUGCAUGACCCUGAAUACUAAAGAAGCUGAAUUUUUUUAUCGGGAACAUAGAGAAAAGUUCUUUUAUAAACGAUUGGUGUCAUUUAUGUGUAGUGGUGCUAUUGCUGUUCAUAUAUUAGGAAGAGAAAAUGCCAUUCAACAUUGGAGGCAUUUACUAGGUCCAACAAAAGUGUUUAAAGCACAGUAUGAAGCCCCUUAUUCUAUUCGUGCAAGAUUUGGUAUCUCCGACACAAGAAAUGCAGCACAUGGAUCUGAUUCGUCACAGACGGCAGAGAAGGAAAUUAGGUUUUUCUUUCCUCAUUUUGACAUUAAGAAAUGGUACUGUGAAGAAGAGCCCUUUUUUCAUGGUCAUCUAGUCAAGUUUGAUCGCAAGAACUGGGUGCACUUACCAUACACCAGUGAAAAAAAAAAAAACGUGAAUAGCAUAUAGUACAUUCUUAAUAUUUUAAUUUAUAUCUUUAUUUGAAAAUUGUUUAACAUUACCAUUUUGUCACGUAUUUGUGUUUCUUAGCUUGAUAUUUGAUUUUGAGCAAGUAUUCGUGUAAUUUUGGCAACAACAUAAAGUCAGUCUUGUAUUAUUUUAAAACGAACUGUAAAGCUCUUAAUAUUAUAAACUAUGUUGUAAAUGCA